GCACAAUCGGCCAUCACUAAUUAAGAAAAAUUGUAAACAACGACGUGGACGUAAUAAAUUUAAUUAGAAUUUCGCCCCAAAGAUGCUGAGAUUUGUGGUAUUUCUUGUGCUGGCCGUAACCUGCCAGCAAAUCCAUGCAGAAUUGACGGCCGCCGACUGCCGGGAAUUGGGUUUCAUAAAAGCACAGUUAAUGUGCUCCAGUUGUGACAAAUUGGAUGAUUUUGGAUUGGAAACAAUCAAACCCCAUUGCAAACAAUGCUGUACCUUGGAUCAGCAGCCGGCGGCCCAGCGAACUUAUGCCAAGGCCAUUUUGGAGGUGUGCACCUGCAAAUUCCGUGCCUAUCCACAGAUUCAGGCUUUCAUUCAAAGCGGCCGGCCCGCCAAGUUCCCCAAUCUGCAGAUUAAAUAUGUGAGGGGCUUAGAUCCCGUGGUCAAGUUGUUGGAUGCCAGCGGUAAGGUUCAGGAGACGCUGUCUAUCACAAAGUGGAAUACAGACACCGUCGAGGAGUUCUUCGAGACGCAUCUGGCCAAGGAUGGCGUGGGCAAGAGUUCCUAUAGCGUUGUCGAGGAUGCCGAAGGCGAUGAGGAGGAGGAUUAUCUGCGUACUAAUAGGAUCUGAAAUUAUCAUGCCCGAAAUGAAGAGUAGAUUAAUAAAAGCAGUAGAAGUUAUAAAGGUAA
Molecule: messenger RNA, 678 nt
Organism: Drosophila serrata
Lineage: Eukaryota; Metazoa; Arthropoda; Insecta; Diptera; Drosophilidae
Product: selenoprotein F
Cellular component (GO): endoplasmic reticulum lumen
Molecular function (GO): oxidoreductase activity
Source: RefSeq, a predicted model, not a curated record